GGCGAUAGUGAGUACAGACAGACGUGCAGAAGAAGAAAUACACUGCGCAAGUGCGCAUGCGUGUUUAGCGUGUAGCAUGGCAUGAUAGCAUCCAGGGGAAUUUAUCUUUAUUUUUUCACAUCAUGGCCCUCGUUCCAUAUGUUGAAAACCCGCUGCCCGCACUUUCCAAACUCCACAACUCCUCGGCACAGUUUCGUUUCGCAAAUCACGACCUCUGUUUAGUGCAGGACUGGAAAAACCUCGGAGUGGCUGCGGUUGUAUGGGACGCAGCGGUCGUCAUGUGCAUGUAUAUGGAGCUGGGGAAAGUGGAGCUAAAGGGGAAGAAGGUGAUUGAACUCGGAGCUGGCACCGGACUGGUGGGGAUAGUGGCGGCCAUAUUGGGUGCUCAGGUGACCAUCACCGACAGGCUUCCCGCUCUGGAUCUCCUCAGCGCCAACGUGAAGUCCAACCUCCCCGCCGAUUCCCCGGGGUCCGCGUCGGUCUCGGAGCUGAGCUGGGGCGAGGACCUGGACCGCUACCCAGCCGGCGGCUUCGAUCUGAUCCUGGGGGCGGACAUCGUGUACCUGGAAGACACGUUCCGGCUCCUCCUGCGGACCCUGGAUCACCUGUCCUCGGGGAGGACCGCCGUCCUGCUGGCGUGCAAGAUCCGCUACGAGCGGGACACGAACUUCCUCGGCAUGCUGGAGAAGACCUUCACCAUAGAGCAGGUCCACUACGAUCAACAACGUGACAUUCACAUCUACAAAGCUCAGAAACUCCGUCGGGAGGAUUUGUGACAUUCCCACCAGAAGAGACUACCAGAAACACAUUUAUUUAUUAACAGCUGCCAAAAAUGUAAAUAUCCUCAAUAGCUCUAACAUGAUGCAGUUAUGUCUGUUUUUGUUUGUUUUUUUUUUUUAUACAAGUCGGUGCUGACGUUUAGAAAUCGUGAAUAAAAAAUAAAACGAAAAGCAACAUAAAAAAAAAAAAAAAGCAUUAUUGAGACUAUACAGAAUACAUCAUGGUGAAAAAGAUCCAGUUGGUUCAUGCUGCAGGAUUGUAGAUGCAAAGAGGAGGGGGGGGGGGGGGGGGGAGGGGGAGAAGUGCGCAUGCCGCUUCCUAUUGACGAGAUUUCGAGAUAAGGCUCAUGUUUCUGGCUUCCGAUCA
This is a messenger RNA of Salarias fasciatus (jewelled blenny), 1146 nucleotides long. It is a transcript of the gene mettl21a, whose product is annotated as methyltransferase 21A, HSPA lysine. The transcript has 3 exons. The record is from RefSeq and is a predicted model, not a curated record. Gene Ontology annotation, cellular component: cytosol; protein-containing complex. NCBI's taxonomy places the organism in Eukaryota, Metazoa, Chordata, Actinopteri, Blenniiformes, Blenniidae. The coding region runs from base 123 to 776 and encodes 217 amino acids.